Musa acuminata AAA Group (dessert banana) is the source of this 1620-nucleotide messenger RNA. Its product is annotated as probable protein phosphatase 2C 27. Gene Ontology annotation, molecular function: protein serine/threonine phosphatase activity; cation binding. The record is from RefSeq and is a predicted model, not a curated record. The coding region runs from base 241 to 1317 and encodes 358 amino acids. NCBI's taxonomy places the organism in Eukaryota, Viridiplantae, Streptophyta, Magnoliopsida, Zingiberales, Musaceae. Gene Ontology annotation, biological process: protein dephosphorylation. The transcript is spliced from 4 exons.
ACUCGACCCACACUAAGGGAAAGGAACGCCACACGCUUCUUCUCCCCCCUUCAAUCCCACCGACCGCUUCGGCAUCCUCGGAAUCUUCUCCUGCCUUUCUUCCUUCCUCUGCUUCCCCCUCCGGCCUUCCUCCCCCAUUCUUUUCUUUUCCCUUCCGCGGAUCUUUCUCUGAUUCCUCUUGACUGAAGCUGUCAAAACGCCCAACAAGUCCUGUCUCCAAUAAUUCCUGCUGCAACCACCAUGUGCGUCGACAAGAACCAGGUUGAGGAGGGUGAGAGUUGUGAAGGAUUGGAGUUCUCCGAGAACCAGACCGAGAGGAGCCCUGAUUCCGAAAAGCCCUGUAUGGAGAGAAUAUGCGAGAAUUCAACCACUGUGAACAGCGGGCUAAAAGAGUCUGUGGAUUUUGUCCCAGUCAUCCGAUCAGGAGAGUGGUCUGAUAUUGGCGGUCGUGAUCGCAUGGAAGAUACUCAUGUGUGCAUAUCCGACCUAGCUAAGAAGUUUGGAUAUCAUUCUACCGAUGAGAGUGUCAUUUCUUUCUAUGGAGUUUUUGAUGGACAUGGAGGACAAGGUGCUGCACAUUUUGUCCGUGAUAAUUUACCUAGGGUCAUUGUGGAAGAUGCUGAUUUCCCUCUUGAGCUCGAGAAGGUAGUCACAAGGUCAUUUAAGCGAACCGACACUCAAUUUGCAAGGACGUGUGAUCUUGAAUCCUCACUGUCUUCUGGCACCACUGCACUCACUGCGAUGAUAUUUGGGAGAUCUCUAUUAGUUGCUAAUGCUGGGGACUGCCGAGCAGUGCUUUCCCGGCUCGGGACGGCAGUGGAGAUGUCCAAGGAUCACAGGCCUUGCUGCAUCAACGAACAGACACGCGUGAAAUCUCUUGGCGGCAGCAUCAAAUAUGGCUACUUGAACGACCAGCUCGAGGUUACCCGAGCUCUAGGUGAUUGGCAUCUCCAAGGCAUGAAAGAGAUUGGUGAGCCAGGUGGACCGUUGAGUGCCGAACCGGAGCUCAAGAUGGUGACCUUAACAAAAGAAGAUGAGUUCUUGAUCAUAUGCAGCGACGGGAUAUGGGAGGUUUUCACGAGUCAGAAUGCUGUCGACUUUGCACGCAGGCAACUCCGGGAACACAACGACAUGAAACUGUGCUGCAAAGAGCUGGUCCAGGAGGCAUUACGGCGAGGUGCCACGGACAAUCUGACUGCUGUGAUGGUAUGCUUCCAUUCAGAGUUGCCUUCAAAGACAAAGGUUCAGAGGACAAGAGUGCACAGAAGCAUCUCUGCAGAAGGGCUGCACUAUCUCAGAAGCAUUUUAGAAGGUUAAUCCAUGACGGUGUUGGCCUUCGCAUUCUGAGUCUCAGGCUGUGUUCGUAUGUUGGUAAUAUAGUUUAUAUAUUAAUGGUAAAAUUAGUUCUUAAAAGAGUUUGCAAAUGAGCGGAAGAACAACUUUAUCGUUAUACCAAGUCUCAUCGUUGUCGUAGAAAUAUGCCCAAGGAAUUAAUGAUACUUGAAGUUGCAUGAAUGUAAAGUGUCUGUAAUCAAUUACCAUAUGCAAGAAUGAGGACAAGGGUAAAGGACUGACACCUCAAUAGCUCAUGUCAAUUACAGGUUCUGCUUCUUCUGCUCA